AUGCUUCCUUGGGCUCCAAGUCAAACAGAUCUAAGACUCCAUCUUAUGUGUCAAAGCAAAUAUGCUAAGAGUAUUGUGAAGAAAUUUGGAUUGGAGAAUGAUAGUCACAAAAGAACUCCUACACCUACCCACUUGAAGUUAUCUAAAGAUGAAAAAGGUUUAAGUGUUGAUCAUAGCUUAAAUAGAAGCAUGAUUAGCAGCCUUCUAUACCUUACAACAAGCAGACCAGAUAUAACUUUUGCAGUUCGUGUGUGUGCUAGGUAUCAAGUAGAACCCAAAACUGGUAGUGCUGAUGAUAGGAAAAAUCCAAGCCCUGACAAUGACUCGAGUGAAAAAACGGAGGAAAACGUUCCUGAACAUAUUGCUCAUGAGAGAAGAUGUAAAAAGAAAGCUGGGCUUGUUAUCAAUGUUGAAGAACUUACUUAUGAUGAAGAACCCCUUACAAACAUUGUUACUCCUAGUAUUGCCAAGAGACUACAAAGACGUAAAGAAAACACUGUUGCUUUUGAAGAUUCUCCCUCCAGAAUCUCCACAGGAAAAUCUCCCGUUGGACCCAUUAGGUCAUGGAGUAAAGUUGUUAACCCUACUACAAAGAGGAAAGAUGUCUCUUCUAGUGAAUCCGAGUUUGAUGUUGAAAAGGAUGUCCAGGAUAUCACCGCUAUAAAAAGAUCUUCUAACAAGAUGCCUCAUGAUGUUAGGUCCAAAGUUCCACUCGACAAUGCUUCUUUGCAUUAUGUGAAGAAUGUACAAAGGUGGAAGUAUGUCAUUCAGAGGAGGGUAGCCCUGGAAAGGGAAUUGGGGAAGGAUGCCCUUAAGUGUAAAGAGGUCAUGGAACUGAUAGAAGCUGUUGGAUUGAUGAAGACAUUCACACACAUUGGACCUUGCUAUGAAAACUUAAUAAAGGAGUUUGUGGUGACUAUCCCUGAUGGAUGUGAUGACCUGAAGAUUGAUGACUAUGGAAAGGUAUAUGUGAGAGGAAUUCUUGUAACAUUCUCCACAACUGUGAUCAAUAAAUUCCUAGGAAUACUAGAUGAACCUCAGGCUAAGCUAGAAGUUACUGAUGAUCAGGUGUGCAAAGAGAUCACGACAAAGUAG
This is a messenger RNA of Lathyrus oleraceus (garden pea), 1095 nucleotides long. RefSeq lists its product as uncharacterized. The record is from RefSeq and is a predicted model, not a curated record. NCBI's taxonomy places the organism in Eukaryota, Viridiplantae, Streptophyta, Magnoliopsida, Fabales, Fabaceae. Bases 1 to 1095 code for a protein of 364 amino acids. The transcript is spliced from 4 exons.